This is a messenger RNA of Poecilia latipinna (sailfin molly), 2564 nucleotides long. RefSeq names its product vav 2 guanine nucleotide exchange factor (gene vav2). The transcript is spliced from 30 exons. The record is from RefSeq and is a predicted model, not a curated record. Gene Ontology annotation, biological process: regulation of GTPase activity; intracellular signal transduction; cell migration. Gene Ontology annotation, cellular component: cytoplasm. Lineage: Eukaryota; Metazoa; Chordata; Actinopteri; Cyprinodontiformes; Poeciliidae. Gene Ontology annotation, molecular function: protein binding; guanyl-nucleotide exchange factor activity. The coding region runs from base 1 to 2460 and encodes 819 amino acids.
AUGACUCGGCGAGCCUCUCAGUUCCUGUGCCUGAAGAAUAUCCGGACAUUCCUAAAAGUGUGCCACGACAAGUUCGGCUUGAGGAACAGCGAACUUUUUGACCCGUUUGAUCUUUUUGACGUCAGAGACUUCGGCAAGGUGAUCUCUGCCCUGUCGAGGAUCUCCCACCACAGCAUUGCACAAAUCAAAGGCAUCAGGCCCUUCCCGUCCGAGGACACGGCUCUGAAUGAGGAUGAUGUGUACCGGAGCCUGGAGGAGCUGGCAGACGAACACGACCUGGGCGAGGAUGACAUCUACGACUGCGUGCCGUGCGAGGACGACGGCGACGACAUUUAUGAGGACAUCAUUAAGGUGGAAGUACGACAACCCAUGAUCAGAUACAUGCAGAAAAUGGGCAUGACAGAAGAUGACAAGAGGAACUGCUGCUUAGUUGAGAUCCAAGAGACUGAAUCCAAGUACUACAAGACUUUAGAGGACAUUGAGAAGAAUUACAUGAUCCCGCUGAAGCAAGUCUUGAGUUCGCAAGAAAUGGAGGCUAUUUUUGUCAACCUGGAGGAUAUAAUCCGCGUCCACUUUGCCCUUCUGCGAGCCAUCGAUAUGAACAUGCUCAGUGGAGGAAGCGGCCUUGGAAAGAUCUUCCUCGAUUUCAAAGAAAGGUUGCUGAUCUACGGUCAGUACUGCAGCCACAUGGAGAACGCCCAGAAGACACUGGAUGGGCUAAUAGCAACACGGGAGGAUAUGAAGAUUAAAGUGGAGGAAUGCACCAUGAAGGUGCAGGAGGGGAAGUUCAAGCUGCAGGAUCUCUUGGUGGUUCCCAUGCAGAGGGUGCUGAAGUAUCACCUACUACUGAAGGAACUUCUGAGUCACUCGACUGACCGACCUGAGAGGCAGCAACUUAAAGAGGCCCUGGCUGCUAUGGAGGACUUGGCCAUGUAUAUCAACGAAGUCAAGAGAGACAACGAGACGCUGAAGAAAAUCAGUGAAUUCCAAAGUUCAAUAGAAAAUCUUCAGCAGGUGAAACUGGAGGAGUACGGCAGGCCAAAGAUAGACGGAGAGCUGAAGGUGUCCUCCAUCGUCAACAGAACAAAACAAGACCGCUACAUUUUCCUUUUUGACAAAGUGGUGAUUGUUUGCAAGAGAAAAGGCUACAGCUACGAGCUGAAGGAGAUCAUUGAACUCCAGCUGUACAAAAUGUCAGACGACCCCAUGAACAACAGAGACAUGAAAAAGUCAAGUGGAAAAAUGUGGUCUUAUGGUUUCUACCUGAUCCACCUGCAAGGGAAGCAGGGCUUCCAGUUCUUUUGUAAAACGGAAGAAAACAAGAGGAAGUGGAUGGAGCAGUUUGAGAUGGCCAUGUCCAACAUCAAGCCUGAGAGAGCAACCGCCAACCAGCACAACUUCCAAAUGCACACCUUUGAUAAGAACACCAACUGCAGAGCCUGCAAGAUGCUCCUGAGGGGCAUCUUCUAUCAGGGCUACUACUGCUCUCGCUGUGGAACAGGAGCUCACAAAGAGUGUCUGGAAGUGAUCACCAUCUGUAAAAUCAAUCCUCACGAUAUGGAGCCUGGAAUGUCACCAGGUCCAAAGAUGGUGGCUGUGAGGAACUACCACGGCACACCGACGCCUCCAGGGAAGACGCCUCUCUGUUUCCAAACAGGAGACUUCAUCGAGCUGCUAAAGGGGGAUCCAGACACCCCGUGGUGGGAGGGGAAGCUGAUACAAACACAAAAGAGUGGCUUCUUUCCCAGUUCAUGUGUAAAACCUUACUUAGACCCGAAGCCUUUCCAGUCAUUAUCCAGCCGGCAGUCAUCAAGAGAAGCAGACUACUAUGGAUAUCCUUGGUUUGCAGGGAACAUGGAGCGCCAGCAGGCGGACAACCUCCUGAAGUCCCACUGCAGCGGGACGUACCUGAUCAGGGAGCGGACGGCCGAGGCUGAGCGCUUCGCCAUCAGCAUCAAAUUCAACGAUGAAGUGAAACACAUCAAGGUUAUCGAGAAAGAUAACUGGAUCCACAUCACUGAAGCAAAGAAGUUUGAGAGUCUUCUGGAGCUGGUGGAGUACUAUCAGUCGCAUUCACUGAAGGAAAGCUUCAAACUGCUAGACACCACGCUGAGGCAUCCCUACAAGUCCAGAGAACGCUCGCUAACUCGGGCUAGCACACGCUCACCAGCAGCAACCUGCGCCUCCUACAAUUUCUCCUUCCUCAGUCCACAAGGCCUGAACUUCUCCUCUCAGAGCUCCGCUCCCUUCUGGUCAGUGUUUACUCCUCGGGUGGUGAGCACGGCAGUGGCCAGAUAUAACUUUGCAGCACGCGACAUGAGGGAGCUGUCCUUGCGGGAAGGAGACAUCGUCAAAAUAUACAGCAAAAUUGGCGGAGACCAGGGCUGGUGGAAAGGAGAGGCUAACGGACGGAUCGGAUGGUUUCCCUCCACCUACGUGGAUGAAGAGGGAGUGCAGUAAAGCUCCACUCGCUCGCCGGCGAAGCCAGUUUCCUUUUGAAUCGGGAACCAAGUUCUAUCUGCUGUCCUCAGAGGAAAUGACUCACUCUCUCCAGGAAAAAAAAA